Messenger RNA from Capsaspora owczarzaki ATCC 30864, 873 nucleotides. RefSeq lists its product as hypothetical. The transcript is spliced from 2 exons. The coding region runs from base 1 to 873 and encodes 290 amino acids. The record is from RefSeq and is a predicted model, not a curated record. Lineage: Eukaryota; Filasterea; Ministeriida; Capsasporidae.
AUGCUACCAACGCCACACCAGCAGUCUGCAAAGUACAUUCCAACUCCAAUGGAGUUGCUUCUUGGCGGCAACGCCAAAUCGAGCCCUGCUACUGCUGCAACUGCUGCAACUGCUGCGAUGGUCCCGCUGCCCCGACUCCACGCGGCGGCAACAACCGCGGGCACGACGUCGCUCGCCUCGCUGCUGAAUCUCCCGCCACCAAUACCGCUGCAGUCCUUCCAGACAGGAUUGCUACAGCAGCCCAUGCAGCCGGUCGGACCGCCGUCGAUUCUGCUGCAAAUGCUCGAGAAAGGGACGCCGACGGCUGGUGACCACUCUCCAAGCCCACGAGUAGCGCCGCUGUCGUCGUCUGGUCUCGCCACGCCGCCACUCUUGAUAGCCACUUCUGUUAGUUCCACCGAAACAGUGCCAUCAGAUACCGGGUCGCACGAGUCGACAGGCACGCUCGUGCGAUGUGCACCAUGCAGCAUGCAGUUUGCCUCUCAAGCCAAACUCGACAUGCACACCCGGAUUGAUCACAUUUUGUGCGACCUCAACGGUUGUGCGUUUACUGCGUGCAAGCGUGUUGUGAUACGCCAUCGCCAAGACUGCCACCCGCCUGUUGGCAAGACAUUUGUGUGCUUGGACACCCCCGAAGAGAUUGAAAAGUGGCGCGCAGAGCGACGAAAACGCUACCCCACCAACGCUAAUAUGGAAGCAAAAGCUGAGCUGCCGCCAAAGUCCAAAGCAACAAAGCGAGCCAGCGAGAAACGCGUUUCAUCAUCAGCAGUAGCAGCAGCAGAAGAAGAGGGGAAUCCACGCAAAGCGAGUGCGACUAGACAAUCAAACCGACGACGGCAUACAUGCGACAGAAAGCUCCGACGACGACGAUGA